Lethenteron reissneri (Far Eastern brook lamprey) is the source of this 5997-nucleotide messenger RNA. Its product is annotated as ectonucleoside triphosphate diphosphohydrolase 5-like. NCBI's taxonomy places the organism in Eukaryota, Metazoa, Chordata, Hyperoartia, Petromyzontiformes, Petromyzontidae. The record is from RefSeq and is a predicted model, not a curated record. Gene Ontology annotation, molecular function: hydrolase activity.
AUGGGACGUGGAACGUCACUGGGGGGGAAGGAGCCAGAGCUCGUGGAGGAGGUGGACAGAUACCGACGAGAUAUUGUCGAUGAGGAGCUGGGGGGGUCGGUGACUGUGCAGCAGUUUGAGGACAAGGCGAGGGAAGUGUGUGGGGCCCCAGAUGAUUGGGCGGAGCAGCAGCCCUUCCUGUGCCUGGACCUCACGUACAUCUCCACGCUACUUCAGCACGGCUUUGGCUUCCAGCCUGACUCAACCCUCAUGCUGUCGAAAAAGGUGGGCGGCGUGGAGACGGGCUGGGCUCUGGGAGCCGCCUUCCGUGACCUUGCCGAGAUGCAGGGCGAGCAGUGAGCCUGACGCAGGCUCCCGCGGUCAGCACCCGGCCCGUUACUUCACUUCACCCGGCCCCGCAGAUGAUGCGGGGGGGGCGGGGGCGAGGGGGGUGGUGGACACGCAGACAUGGCCCCAGCGGCGACGCAUUUGGCACUCGUUGUUGUGGAGGUUCGCGGUUCGAAGCCGCCGGGCAGUCCUGGUUAACAUUGCGGUGUGUGUAUGUGUGUAUGUAAUGUUGAACUUAUUUUGCACCGUACAUAGGCAACCAUGCUAAUCGGAAGUACGGGGGAAGGACAACACACUCAACAGAAAAAGCACCCAAUUCGAAAAACGUGCACCGGGCCAUCAUGUACCGGCAUCACGGUCUGGAUUUGAUCAAAUUUGUUGCAGGUUUCACCGCAAAUGGAAUGGAGUGGGAACACUCGCACAAGGCAACAUCACUCCCCGCUCUGAAACUACCACAGGCCGUAUCUGUGAAACGCAGGCACGGCCUACGCGAUAGGAAUGAUGGCGCCGAUACAACGUGCACUCCAGGGACGUGCGGUCAGGGGAGGCAGGGGAGGCAGAGCCUCACCUGUCAUACUCCAAUAGCUGUUACGAAAAGUUAAAGAAAAGAAUAAUCAAAUCAAAUAUUAUUUAGUAUUGCUAUUGACGUAAUUUUCGCCCUUGUCGCCUAAGAAGACGAACGAUAAAUCCACUUCUUUACUGAGGGCAAAUGUUUACGUGGGGAAUUGCCAUGAGUGUGCGUGACCGGUCUGUGAAUUGUCAGUUUGUUAUUCAGGACCUCGGAAAUUAUCUUUUAAACACAACCGUGACAAAAUGUGACGUUUUUCUUUUAUCGGUGUCAAUCCUUUCUAAACUUGAAAAGUGUAAGUUAGUGCUUAAAUGAAGAUUGCAGUGUUGCUAUGAAUGAAGGUUUCGGUUAAGCGGGCCUGUGGUGGUGCUGGUGGCUAUGCAUGUGGCUGCCUGUAAGUCAGUCCUGUGGAGGCAGCAGCAGCAGCGAGGGUUGGUGGAUCACCGCACAGAUGGGUUGUGGAACUCUCUACUAUCUGUGGGUGGGCGAAUCUCCAUCUGUUCCAACUCCCCGUGGUUGUUGAGGAGGAGCUGCUGUACUGGGCUUGCCAGGAGAAGGUGGUACAGUACCUGUUCCAUCUGUAUUGGAUAGAGUGUUUCACUCACGUGGGCAUUCCCCGGGCCCUCCGGUCUCUUCCCACAUUUUAGCAUUCGUUAAUUGGCCGAUGACAACUUCAUAAACAGAGGAUGGCAGAGCUUGGGCAAUUGUGAAGCGCCAGUUGACAGCGUGGUUUCUGCCUUCCCACACCUCAUCUGUAGCUCCUCCACCUCACGCCUCCCGAGUUGUCGGCUCUCUACGAGAGCGAUGAGCUGCACAGCGUUACAAGUUGCAAUGAUUAUUAUUGUUAUGAUUCGUAAGUGACGAUUUUCGUAAGCGACUAGUUGACUCUCAGCAUCGUGGUGAAAUUAUUUACGGUGAAUUAAAAGAAAAUUGUUUCCGUGCUUCGUGAGACAUUAAACGGAUGUUGUUGGCGCCCACGUCGUGAAUAUUACUCCCCACAGGUGUGUGAGCGACAGUCUUUUGCCCAGGAUGCCAGACCGUCAAUCGGUCGGGCGUGCCAUCGUAGCGCUGUUGUGUCAUACUGAAAUGUUGGUGUGACAUCUACGCAAUAAUGAUCGAGUAUGAUCAUUAUUACGUAGAUGUGGCGAGGUGUUAACUACCUCACCUGGUAUACAGGAGGUUGUGGGUUCCAUCCCGACCCUGACGCCUGGAUAUUUGUAGUUUGCAUGUUCUCCCCAAUGGUCGUAUGGAUUUUUCUCCAGGUCCUCCGGUUUUUCCCUCUACAUUUAGAAUCAUCCGUUGAGAAUAUUUGGCUGCAAUAAAUGUCCACAUAAUAAGCCACUUCAUUGGGCUAUCAUUUGUGGCCAGGUCGCCUUCCCUGGUAAAAUUAAAAAUGGUAUAGUUUAGAGUACAAUUGGCGCUGUCGUUCUUAUAGCAUCGGGCUAUUGCAUAGGAAGGUGCUGCUGUGUUUCAUCGCCAUGGUAUGCAGUCGUGUUAAAAGCUGGGGGGAUGCUGCUGCUGCUGUGUGAUUUGGCUCAGAGGCACUCCCAGUGGCAGCUGUCCCGGUAUUGCACAAGACGAUCAUCACGUAGUGCGCAGGAGUUUCACAGGAGGGGGCGACGCAGCUGCUAUGUGGUCUCGCCUAAAGCAGGGUUGGGCAACAAAAAUAACAAGAAGAAUAUUUUAAGAGCCGCAAUGGAUGUGAUCCUUAAAGAUGCGCAUGUGUCUCUGGAGCCACAGGCUGCCGACUCCUGGCCUAGGGACACCUCCAGUGGAAACUGCCCCUUCCUGUGUGGAACAAGGCGAUCACCACCGUAGCAAGUUCACAGUGUGUCACAGUAGGGGGCGUUGCUACUGUUUUGUAUGUGUGAUCUCAAUUGGCUUUUGGACCGUAACACCGGCACACAAUGGGCUAUCUCAGCGGUCGGGAACCUAUGGCUCGCGAGCCAUAUAUGGCUCUUCCGGUGACGGCAUAUGGCUCCCAGACAAUUUUGAGUUGAAAAAAAUAAUAAUAAAAAAAAUCAGUUUGGAACUGAUUUUAAAAUACUUGUGAUAUUGCUUAAUAAUACUGUGUCAUUUUAAAGUAAACAGAAAUUAGUUUUGAAGAUAAAAUUUCUCGGGUCACGGAUCCCGUGACCAGAAGUCGCAUUAAAAGUAAGACAUAUUUAAUUUAUUAUACGUUAAAAAUACUAUAUGGCUCUCAAUGAAAUAUAUUUAGAAAUAUUUGGCUUUUAUGGCUCUCCCAGUCAAAAAGGUUCCCGACCCCUGGGCUAUCUGUUUGCAAGGGGAUAUUUAGCGUCCGCCACGAAGUAUUAACCAGGGCGUCCUACCAGUGUCGAACCACGAACCUCUGCAGCAACAAUUCGUCAGCGAAAACAAACAAAAAAACUCCGUCGUGUCUCCAGUAUCCGACACGAUGAAUGGACGGCUUGAAGGAGCAAUAGAGAGAUUAUCCGUGCGUCGAUUGUCUGGGUUGUCGAUUAUCUUGUUCUUGCGUAACAACGCGCACUCAUCGUGUUCACGCUGGUGCCAGGCACGCAGUAGCGAGAUGUUAUCUCCCUUGCCGGGUCAACUGGAGGUCGUGGGUUUGAUCCUGACCCUGCCUACUGUAUAUUUGGAGUUUGUGUGUGUGCCUCUCUCCCCCCGUGGUCACGUGGAUAUCUCUCUGGGUCCUCCAGUUUUUCCCUCCACAUUUAGAAUUAACAUCACGCGUUUAGAGUAUUUGGCUGCGAUACAUUUCCACGCGAUAAUCCACUUCAUAUUCUUUGGGUCUUUCGGUAAAGUCACGUCGAUAGGUUCAAAGAAAAUAACAAAACACUACAAUGUUUCGAUCGCAACACAAGCGGUCGUCAUCAGGAAAGGGGGUUAGUUUCUAAAGGCAAACUGUUUAUAAAUGUUUAAAAUGGGCGUAGCUCAAAUGUCAGCAGCAUGGGCGGCGACCGCGAUGGUGCGUUUCCACCAAUAAAGGGCUGCCAGGUAAAAAUUAGCAUGUUGAUGUAAGAUCGCAGAGCCGCCACCACGAGGUCGGCGCGCGAAGGUGGCUAUGUUGGUGUGACCCCUGCUAUGUGUAGUGGGUUCGAAUUAGGUGCACACACACGCAGCUUGGAGGCAACACUAUUUAUUAAACGGUAAGUAAUAUAACACUGUACAUGAGUUGGUGACCACCUUCCUCAACUCACUAACACUCUGGAACGCGACACAGACUGGACCAGGCAGGCAAUGGCCUGCCUGGCCCAGGACGACGACUCGGGACUUGACGACCGAUGAUGUCUUCACUUCGGAGUACAGUACAACAGCCUCCCUCCGCAUUCACACCACGCUUAUAUCUGCUUUGGCGUGGCCGGCUCUGCCCAGGCCACGCCUCCCUUCCCAGGCCACGCCUCCCUUCCCCCACCUCUGGGAAGGUCCGGAUCCCUCCACCACGUGACCCCCCAGCCACCCCCUUGGGGCCCCCAGCCCUCGUACGGGCCGACACAGUAGUGACCGUUCUAUGUCACUACAUAUGUAUGGCAAGGUGAUGGUUUUGAUUGGGUCCUCAGAUGGUUCUUUUCCCAACGGUUGGGGUGAUAGCUUUACGGAUUGUGUCGUCUGAAUAUCCAUUCAUCUUGAGAGCUUGGUGUACGUGUUCCAGUUCACUAACAGCUGCCCCGCCUUUGCUGCCCAUUUUAAAGAUUUAUAAACAUAUUCUAGGGUCUUUCGGUAAAGUCACGUAGAUAGGUUAAAAGAAAAUAACAACAGUUUUCUUUUAGAAACUAACCCCCUUUCCUGAUGACCGUUUGUGUAGCGAUCGAAACGUAGUUUUUUGUUAUUUUCUUUGAACCUAUCUUGUGUGACUUCAUAAAAAGACCCAACGAAUAUUAAUUCCUGCAGUCACGAAAGCUUUAUGUCAAGAUAUAAUCCACUUUGUUGAGAUAUCAUUUGUAGACAGGUUGUUUCUAAACAGAGAUGUAGAGCUCUGUGGACCUCGCCUGUUUCUUAUCAGCUGUUCACACGCCAUGGGUGGCCAUGAUGAGAAUCACAUUUCAAAAAAUUAUUCCCGAUGACCCAAUUUUGUAAAUAGGCAUGUGAACAGGACCCUGCGGGGUGGGCUGGUAGGAACGAAUAACCAAAGAAUAUAAACAAUGUAUUAUUACACUUGUUAAGCCAGGAAAGCCCCACUGAGUUAAAAGGUUUUUGUAGGGUCCUGCCAAGUGUUUGCAGUAGGGGGCGUUGUUGCUACCAGGAUAGCGUCACUGAGUCUAAAGGUUUUUGUAGGGUCAUGCCAAGUGUUUGCAGUAGGGGGCGAUGUUGAUACACGGACGGACGGACGGACGGACGGACGGACAAAUGGACGGACGAUAUAAUCUAUUGGUGUCUGGUCCACUUCGUUCUUACCAGUAAUAGUUACACUAUUCAUAGCUAUUAACAGACAACCCCUUCAAUCGUCUUCCCUUCAAUAGCUUACAACAAAUGUAUCAGCCACACUGAAUAUUGCAUGGAGAGAGAUGCAGUUAUAUUGUGUAUUUUGAACUUAUUUCGCACAGUACGUAGCCAACCGUGUUAAUGGGAGGUGCGUGGGAAAGACAACUAAACACAAAAAUCCGUUUUUAAAAAUGAGUUUUCAAUCUAGAUCCAAUGUGGAGGUCUUCUACUGCUCGCCACGACGAGGGAGAGAGGGUUCGUGUCGUUUUGUUGUUCUUCCUCCCAGUCGCCCCCCCACCACUCCGGUGGAAGAGUACAGACCACAGUGGGUUCACUGUGCGGUCCAUGGUGUGGGUUACAUGGCCACAGUCUUCGUACUGUGGCUUGGGAAUUGAACUUGGGUCCCCGGGUUCGUAGCGCAGCGCGCUAACAGCUACACUACCGCUCCCCACGCAUCCACCUGCCCAACCACACGUCUCUAGCCCGAGGUCCCCUAACCCGAACACCAAUGAUACCAGCGUGAUGCAUGACAGAUGAGCGCAGAGCCGCGCAUUUCGUCGCAACGUGCCAACCUCGCCCCACCAUCAGCCCCCACUUAUAUUCGUCAUCGUACAUGAUCUCUCCACUGCCGGAUGAAGGCUUCCCGAAAUCGUUGCUAUCUCUCACGCACCCGUAAAGUCCCCCCCACCAUUCCCACCUAA